UGAAGACAACGAUUCAAUUCAGCACAUCACGUGUGUGUUAUCGACAGUCAUCAGAUGACACGAGCGCAUGCAGUCUCUUUGAGACGCACUCAUACACGCAAAUACCCACAGAGACCAUGUGUAACCAGCCGCAUGGAUGGAUCGCACCAAUCCACCCAUCCAUUCACCCCUCGUUGAGCAGCUCCUUGAGUCUCUCUUGGUGCGCGGCUGGCGUCGGCUCCUGGUGCUCCCUGCACACACACAGACUCGCGUGUUUGACGGGACAAAUACUGAGUGCAUUAGUCACCUGAUCCAUUGGGAGAUGAGCAGCACCAGGGGGUUGGUCCACGAGUGACGCAGCCACGACGAGUCGCCGCCGGCACGCGACUUGACCGCUGCACUCUGCACCACACCCACACAAAGGCAGCCACCACACACGUGUGUACGCUAUAAGCCCCUGCUCACACACUAAGUGACCUACCUGUGUGUUUGCCGUGGAGUCCCCCUGCUGCUGCUGGCGGUCUUUGUUGAGCGCCUCGAUGAACUUGUCGACAUGGCCGAAUCUGACCAUCUUGCCGGACGCCAUGUGUGCGACGUGUGUGGCCCACGCCUGCAUGCCGUCAAAUAUGUGGGUAGCGUAGACGAUCGUCACGCGGCGCUGCACCGACUCCUCAUACAAAAACUGCAGCAGCUGCACCGCGCCAACCAGAGAGAGACAGAGAGAGAACAAGUGUGUGUGUCUGGGUGUGGCUGUGUGGCUGUGUCGCUAAGGUUACGUCUUGCCGCGCCACGACGUCCAAGUCGGUGGUGAUCUCGUCCAGCAGCAGCACCUGCACACACACACACACACACACACAUAAACACACGUGUGUGUCGGUCUGGCUGGCUGGCUGUGUGAGGAUGAUGUAGGUACGUCGAAAGGUUUGACGAGGCCCAGCAGCAGCUGCACGCGACGCCGCUGACCCUCAGACACCUGCACAGCACACAAGACACACAUAGACACACACACACACACACACAUAAUACACAUGCCAUUCGGUGCUUGCCUGGUGCAUCCUCCACUCGAGGUCAACCUGCACACGAAGAUACACACAUUAGUGGCCUACACGUGUGUCUGAGAUUGUGUGUGUGUGGUCAAUGGCUCACCCCCAGCACGUGUAUGAGGUGCUUCAGCCUCUCCGUGUCCGGCACAGCAGCUCCCUUGAGCAUCGACCACACAGGAAAGUCUCCCUGACACACACACAGACAAGCCCACAGACACACACGUGUCAAUCAACGCCCACAGACACACACGUGUCAAUCAACGCGGCCAGACACACCAGACACAUCAGAGAGGCCAUGGGAACCGACCUACUCAACUCACCUGGUAGGCCACGCCGUAGCCGCAGAAGGCCACAUCACGCACCCAAUUGCCGCCUGCAGACAUCAACACAUCCAUCCAUCCAUCCAUCCAUCCAUUGCAGUGUGUGUGCCAAUCCACCGGUCGGCCGACCUACCUAGGUAUGACACGCGCGCCUCGACCUCUCUGUCGUGGAAGGGCGACCCGCCCAGUAUCUCUAUAGACGACCUACAGACACAGACAGAGAAACAGACAGACAGACACAUGAGGGAACGAACAAGGACAAGACAACACCCAUGUGUGGCCACGGCGUUCAGUCAGUCACCUGGGCACCAUGUUCUUGCCGCCCAGCAGCCGCAGGAGGGUGCUCUUGCCUGCAGCCGUCAACGCAAUUCACACACACAUCCACACACACACACACACACGAGCCCAAAGUGUGUGAAGAUCCACGCACUGGCAGACCGCGCUCACCUGCUCCAUUCUCUCCCACUAACAGACACCUGCACACACACAAGCACACGACCAUCAUUGUGUGCAGAUCUGCCAUCCAUGAGCUGUGACAGUGAUGCCCUUCCAUCUCAGCACUCCAGCAGUCACUUGCCUGUCGCCCUUCCUCAGCUGCAAAGACACAUCGCGCAGCACGUGCUUGCUGCUCGCGCCAUAGGCGAAGUCCAGCCCCCGGACAGCCACAGACGGCGGCCGCUCUGUUUUGUCCGAACACAUCGAUGUCACCCGUGCCCUAAGAUUUGGCAAGAAAAACAGCGC
This is a messenger RNA of Vitrella brassicaformis, 2083 nucleotides long. Lineage: Eukaryota; Vitrellaceae. The record is from the annotation of a GenBank genome assembly.